AUGGAUUUUACGGUAGGACAAAUUGUUUGGGCUAGAUGUAAUAAAAAUAAUAUUUAUUGGCCCGGAAAGAUUACUAUGAUAUCAAAUAAUACAAAUAAUUUAUGGUUAUCAGAAUUAUUUGAUAAUAUUCAACAACAAUGUAAUUAUCAUAUUGAAUUUUUUACUACGAAUGAAUCUAUUUGGACAACAGAUAUAUUAUGUUAUGGUCAAUAUCGAGAUUCUAUGACAAAUGAAUCAUUUAUUCAUUAUGGUCUUCAUCCAACAAUAAAACAAAAUUUUUUAAAUGCUGUUAAUCAAGCUGAUUGUGCUUGUAAUCAUGAAAUAUAUAUGAAUAGUAAUCAUUUAACUUCAAUGAGUGCGAUGACCUCACAACAACAAAACUCACUGCCUACAAGUGAAGAUAAUACCGAUAACAAUUUUCUCUUGAUAUCAAGUCCAAUGUUUGCCUCAAAUCCAGGAAAUUAUAAUCCAUCAUAUCAACAAAUAUCUACGCCAUCAUUGAAUUGCCCAAUUCAAUCAUUCGAUACAUUUACAACAAAUAAUAGUACCACUAAUGAAAUGUUAACUACAAAUAAUGAUUGGUAUAAAGAACAAGGUUUAUUAGUUGAAUCAAUAACACCACCAUUAUGUUCUGAAAAUGAUCAUCAACUUGAAUAUAUAUCUUCAUCAGAUAAUUUUCAAAAACAAAAUUCCGUUAUUAUAAUUACAUUAAAAACUUAUUCAAAUUCAUCAUUUAUUUCUUAUCUUUUCAAUUGUCUCUCAAAUAUUUUUCAUUCUUCAAUAAUCUAUAUUGAUGAUUUAAUAAAUUAUCAACAUCCAAAUACAUAUAAUAUUUAUUAUCUUAUAUGUUUUGAUUAUUUUGAUUCAAUUAUUAAACAAACAUUAAAUUUAACUAUACUUAAUAAUCUUAAUGCACAUAUUAAUUAUUUAUUUCUUAUUAUCAAUACACCAUCAUAUGAACUUAUAAAACAUUUCUAUUCAAUAAUAAUAGAUAAACGAACUAUAAUGAUUCUUCAUUAUCAUUCAACAUUUGAUAAUGAAUCAUUAUUAUUAUGUUCAGGUAAUCGAACAAUAUUUGAAAUGAUUCGAUCAACAUUUUUGAAAUAUUUAUGUUCGAAAAUAAAAUAUAUUGAAUCAAAUGAUAAUGAACAAGAACAAUUAUAUUCAGCUUAUUGUAUUUCAUCAGUUAUUCAAUCAACAAAUAUUCUUAAUUAUUUUAUCAAUGAACAAAUUCAAGAAACAUUAAAUGAAAAAUUUGAAUCUGAUUUUCUCAGAAAUAAUCAACAGGUUAUUAAUGAAUUAUUUCCUCAAUUAUCAAUAAAUAAAAUAUCAAAUGGUAAUAAUUUACUUGAAUUAAUUCAUAAAUCAAAUGAAGAUAUAUUAAAAAAUAAAUCAAAACAAUCAAUAGUAAUGAAUGAUUUAUUUCAAAGUUGUGCUAUUAAAACACAUAUACCUCCACCUAUAUGUGAAUAUUAUGUACAAAAUAUUCUACAUGAAAAGUAA
Rotaria sp. Silwood2 is the source of this 1503-nucleotide messenger RNA. The record is from the annotation of a GenBank genome assembly. NCBI's taxonomy places the organism in Eukaryota, Metazoa, Rotifera, Eurotatoria, Philodinida, Philodinidae.